CUGUGACCGCUUGAGGGCGUCGUUGUUCCUUUCUUUGGACGUAUGUGAGCUCGUGCUGUCAGUUUGUUCAGACACAACCAAACAAACCAAAACAAAAUGAAAGCUGUCAUUCAGAGAGUCAACAAGGCCGUGGUGACAGUGGGAGAGGAGCAGGUCAGUUCUAUAGGACGGGGUCUGUGUGUGCUGUUGGGUUUAUCCACCGAAGACACUCAGAGAGACGCAGACUACAUAGUACGCAAGAUCCUUAACCUGCGGUUGUUUGAAGAUGAGAACGGUCGAGCCUGGAGCAAAAGUGUCAUGGACCGGGACUUUGAGGUGCUUUGUGUGAGCCAGUUCACUCUGCAGUGUAUACUGAAGGGCAACAAGCCAGACUUCCACUCAGCCAUGCCUGCAGAGCUGGCCCAGCCCUUUUACACCAGCAUCCUGGAGAACAUGAGAAGUAUCUACAAGCCAGAGCUCAUAAAAGAUGGGAAGUUUGGAGCCUACAUGCAGGUCCAGAUCCAAAAUGAUGGACCUGUUACCAUUGAACUGAGCUCACCUGCUGGUCCUUCUGAUGCCAGACAGCUGUCAAAGCAGGAGAAGCAGCAGCAAAGGAAAGAGAAGACGCGCUCGAAGGGGCCCUCAGAGUCAAGCAGGGAGAAAGGUGCCCGUUCCCGACAGGACACAAACGCCAGUAGUGGAGCAGAGGGUGACGUGUCUUCAGAGAGGGAGCCCUAGGUUAGCAGGCAGUGAAACCAAUUUAAUCAGGAAGACCUUCGUCCCCAGUGACUUACACCUGACUGUGGACUGUCCUUCCUCUUUGGAAAUCAGGAAGCAUCAAAAAAGCAAGCUGGCAAGGUGUAACAAAGUGGGAAAGAGGGACGAGAAGGUGAACAUUUGUUGCAUAGAGAGAGAACAAAGAAGAUAUGUGAUGGAAUGGAAAUCAGGAGCUAUAUGAUGCGUGGCUCUUUUUUAUCUCCUACUCCUAUUUCCACACUGUCUUUAGAUUCUUGCUCCUUUUCUCCGUCUGUCUCUGUCUUUCUUUCUCUCCAGACUCUUUCAAACUGUCUCACUCUCAGUCUGCUGUUCCUGCUUCAUCUCUGUUUAGGAAUAUGACACUUGGCUUCUAGUAUAUGAAGAGAUCUUUAGGACAGCGUUAACGUAACUGUCUUGUUGUUGGUUUUUAUAGGUAAUUAUGUUUUAUGUCUCACAGACACAGCACAAACCAAUGAUCUUAUGUUGUCAUUGUACAUUUUUACAAACCACAGAUAAUGAUGUGACUUGUUUACACGUCUUUGGUUGUAGAAUUGCUAGAAAUGAGGGUUAAUUUAAGGCACAGAAAGCCUAAAGACGUGGUUAGGACUAGUUUAAGUUAAUGGUUUUUUUUUUCUCCUAGAAAAUUGUAAAAACGACGUUUGGUCUCAAACUGUGGUCUGCUGCUAGGUGAACGUCUUGCUCUCAGUCUUGACAGUGAUACAUAUAUAUAUCUAUAUGUAUGUGUGUGAUAGGGGUGUCACAAUCUCCAUUGUAAAUCGAAUAUUGAUCGAAACGACGUCACCAUCUCGACCUUCAAAAGCACAGGUGGUAUCGAGGAUUUAACCAUACAAAAAAGAGCAUAGUAAAGUAUAGUCCAGACCAGAUACAAUUGAGAUUUGGCGUUAACAUAACUCCAAAAUUGAAGUAUAAAGGGAUGAACUGACUCUUUCUGUUAGUUAAACACUGCUAGACUCCUUCACUAUGUAAAUAUCACAUUAGACCAAUGUCGGUGCAACAGUGUCUCUAUUUUCCCAAAUAAUGAAUGUAAAGCAUCUAAUUCACUUCAUUGCUACUGAUGGUGAAGCUAUGAACAAUCUGAAGGGGUAUCAGUGUUUACACAUGAAAAGCCUCAGUGUCUGGGUUUUAGUUUGAUCAUCAGGUGAUUUACACACUGCAGGAUGAUCCUGAAGCAAUAUGAGCAGUGUGACCUGAUUUGUCUGAAGUUUGGUUAAAAUGAAGCAGUUCAUUUUAACCAAACUUCAGACAAAUCAGGUCACACAAGGUAAAACGGAAUGUUCUUGCAUGCCAGGAUUUAUUUAGUAUUUUUUUGGCACGUUAAUAAAAUAUUCUCGAACUGA
Messenger RNA from Solea senegalensis (Senegalese sole), 2093 nucleotides. RefSeq names its product D-aminoacyl-tRNA deacylase 1 (gene dtd1). NCBI's taxonomy places the organism in Eukaryota, Metazoa, Chordata, Actinopteri, Pleuronectiformes, Soleidae. Gene Ontology annotation, cellular component: cytoplasm. Bases 97 to 717 code for a protein of 206 amino acids. The record is from RefSeq and is a predicted model, not a curated record. The transcript is spliced from 6 exons. Gene Ontology annotation, biological process: tRNA metabolic process. Gene Ontology annotation, molecular function: D-tyrosyl-tRNA(Tyr) deacylase activity.